UCCUGAAGAACUAUGGAGAGAAUCCGGAGGAUUACAAUGAUGAGUUGAAGAAGCUUGAACAGCUCAGGCAGAAUGCCGUGAAUGUGCCCAGGGACUUUGAGGGGUGCAGCAUUUUGCGCAAAUACUUGGGGCAGCUUCACUACCUGCAGAGUCGCAUUCCGAUGGGGGUCGAGCAGGAGGCAGCCGUGCCCAUCACCUGGACAGAGAUCUUCUCCGGCAAGGCUGUUACUCACGAGGACAUCAAGUAUGAGCAGGCCUGUAUCCUCUACAACCUGGGUGCCUUGCACUCCAUGCUUGGGGCCAUGGACAAGCGAGUCUCAGAGGAGGGCAUGAAGGUCUCCUGUACCCAUUUCCAGUGUGCGGCAGGCGCGUUCACUUACCUUCGGGACCACUUCCCUCAUUCCUACAGCGUGGACAUGACUCACCAAAUCCUGAAUCUGAAUAUCAACCUCAUGCUGGGCCAAGCUCAGGAGUGUCUCCUGGAAAAGUCCAUGCUGGACAACCGGAAGAGCUUCCUCGUGGCCAGGAUCAGUGCCCAGGUGGUGGAUUACUACAAAGAGGCAUGCCGAGCUUUGGAGAACUCAGACACAGCCUCCCUGCUGGGAAAAAUCCAGAAGGACUGGAAGAAACUGGUGCAGAUGAAGAUCUAUUACUUCGCUGCUGUGGCCCACUUGCACAUGGGAAAACAGGCAGAGGAGCAGCAGAAGUACGGGGAGAGGGUCAUCUAUUUCCAGAGUGCCCUGGAUAAGCUCAACGAAGCCAUUAAGUUGGCCAAGGGCCAGCCAGAAACGGUGCAGGAAGCGCUGAGAUUCACCAUGGAUGUCAUUGGAGGAAAGUACAAUUCUGCCAAGAAGGACAACGACUUUAUCUACCACGAAGCCGUCCCUGCUCUGGAUACUUUGCAGUCGAUUAAAGGUGCCCCUCUGGUGAAGGCUCUCCCAGUCAACCCCACGGAUCCGGCUGUGACGGGCCCGGAUAUUUUUGCCAAACUGGUCCCAAUGGCUGCCCACGAGGCCUCAUCGCUCUACAGUGAAGAGAAAGCUAAGCUGCUGAGAGAAGUGAUGGCCAAGAUUGAUGCCAAGAAUGAGAUCCUGGAACAGUUCAUGGACUCUCUCCAGCUGGACCCUGAAACAGUCGACAACCUGGACAUGUACAAUCACAUUCCACCCCUCUUGAUGGAGAAAUGCGCAGCCCUUAGUGUGCGCCCAGAGACAGUGAAAAACCUUGUCCAGUCCAUGCAAGUACUUUCUGGAGUUUUUACAGACGUGGAAGCCUCUCUGAAGGAGAUCAAAGACCUGCUAGACGAAGAUGAGUCUCAGGAGCAGAAACUGCAAGAGAUGUUGGGGAAGCUGCCCCCGCAGCAGGAGUGCCCGCUCUCCUCUGCUGCUGGGGUAGCGGAAGUGGCCAAGGAGUGGGCCAAGUACAUGGAGGUGCACGAGAAGGCGAGCUUCACCAACACCGAACUGCACAAGGCCAUGAACCUGCACAUCGUCAACCUGAGGCUGCUCAGCGGGCCCUUGGAGCAGGUCAAGGCAGCCUUGCCCACACCCAGCCUAUCUGAAGAUGACAAGCAAGGGAUGCAGAACCUGAAGCGCAUGUUGGCCAAGGUGCAGGAAAUGAGAGACCAGCGGGUGUCCCUGGAGCAGCAGCUGCGCGAGAUGAUCCAGAAGGACGACCUCACCACCUCUCUGGUGACCACAGACCAGUCCGAGAUGAAGAAACUCUUUGAAGAGCAGCUGAAGAAGUAUGACCAGAUCAAGGUCUACUUGGAGCAGAACCUGGCUGCCCAGGAGAACAUCCUCAAAGCUCUGACCGAUGCCAACGUCAAGUAUGCUGCCGUACGCAAAAUCCUGGCUGAGGUGGAGCACAAGUGGAACACGACCCUACAGACUCUGGUGGCUUCCUAUGAGGCUUACGAGGACCUGAUGAAGAAAUCACAGGAGGGCAAAGAGUUUUAUGCCGACCUCGAGAGCAAAGUGGCGAAACUCCUGGAGAAAGCCCAGGCUGCCUGUAAAGUAGCUGAAGGGAACCGGCAGCAGAUUUUGGAGAAAGAAAUGAAGAGGAAGCCUCCCCCCCGGCCCACCACCCCCAAACCGGCCUUGCAGAAGAAGGCUUCAGACGCGGAGCUGGCCGGCGAGCCUCCAGCCCUGGCCUCCCCCUCCCUGGCCGACCUGCCAGAGGAGCUACGCAGCCUGCCACCAGAGGUCCUGGCCGCUCACUUGGCGCAGCUGCCCGCAGACGCCUUGGCCGCUCUCCGGAUGGAGCCAGCCUCGGCCUGUGCUGGGCUCAGGGGGCCCGCGGGCGAGGCCUUUGGGGGCAUCAGCCGGCUCAGGCCUCCCUUUGACCCGGGGCAGUGCCCGGGGGAGCCAUUUAUGGGGUGGGACCGCUGGCUCCUUCCAGUGGGGUGCUGCCAGCAUGCCAGCCUGCGCCUCUUUCAUGGGGGCCGGCCAGCAGCCCGGCCGGCGCCUCUGGAAGGGAGGCCUCCUGCCCAGGUCCCCAGCCACUACAGGCCCCCCCGAUUCCCUCCACACACGCAGGGGGUCCGGCCCGCCACCACCACCGUGGACAGCAUCCAGGCCCCCAUCUCCAGCUGCACGGCUCCCCAGGGGAUGACUGGCUCCCUCCCCCAGUGGGCUGGGCCUCCUUCCCAAGGCGGCUUUGUGGGGGGACCGCAGGGGACCGCCCCCUUUCCCUUUGCCUACGUCCCGGCAGGCGGAGCUCCCUUCCUGCAGUCAGGGCCGGCCCCGUUCUCAGCUGCUCAGCCCCAGCCAGGCUUCCCACCUCAGGGACCACUCCAGCCGCCCCCUGACCGCCCGCCUUGUCUGCAGACCAUGGCAACAAUGCUGCCCCCCCAGCAGCAGCUGCCCCCCUUCCUGCCCCAGACCCAGCAGCCACAGCCGGCCUUCCCCCAGCCUUACGCACCCCAGGCCCCAGGCCAGCCAGCGCUCCCGAGUCCGGUCCCUGCGCAUCCUCCCAGUCAAGGGCAGCUCCCCCUCCAGCUGGGGCCUCGGCACUAUCAGAUGCCCCCCCGUGACCCACUGCCUCCCCAUUCGGGUACCUUGGCCUUCCCCACCACUGUCCCUGGAGGCAUGAUGGGCCCUGUUCAACAGGUCCCCCUUCAUCCUGGGCCUCCUGGCGCACCAACCCCAAUCGCUUUUGCUGCUGUUCCCCCUGCUUCAGCCCAGCUUCCUGGCACCGCUGUGGGGCUAGUGGGCCCUCAGCCCCCUCCUGUGAGCCAGCCUCCCCUUCAUCAUGUUCCUCCUCCUGCCAGCCCGGCUCUGAGCCAGGUCCCAGGUGGUGGAGCGGUUCCCUCGCCAGCUCCCUCUCCUCGGCCCUCCAUGACCCUCCCGGCGCCCUGCCUCCUGCCCUCCCAGCUCCCCCCCUCCUCUCUGGCUCCCGGGGCCACAUCACUCCCCCAGGCUCCCUCCGAGGCCCCCUUCCAGCGGCAGAGCUCCUCCACGGACGACCUUCUGUCCUCCAGCCCCGAAAGCCAGCAUGGGGGGGCCAAGGCUGCGGUCAGCCAGCCACUCCUGCAGCCCACCAAGGCAGACGCCACGGACGGGCUGAAGCCCAAGGCUGUGCAGCUGAUUGAGAACGACCCCUAUGAGAAGCCUGAGCGUCUUUGGCGCCUCCUGGCAGAGCUGGAGCGCUUCCAGGACGUGGUGGGCCGCCUCGAGAAGGCUCCUCCACCAGGGACGGUCAGUGAGCUGGACAGCAUCUGGAAGGAGCUGCAGGAGGCCCAGGAGAAGGACGCCCGGCAGCUGUCAAUCGCCAUUGCCCGCUGCUACUCCAUGAAGAACCGCCACCAGGACAUCAUGCCCUAUGACAGGAACCGGGUUGUCUUGCAGUCGGGCAAGGAUGACUACAUCAACGCCAGCCGGAUCGAGGACCUCUCCUCCUAUUGCCCCACCAUCAUUGCCACCCAGGCCCCGCUGGUUGGCACGGCCUCGGACUUCUGGCUGAUGAUCUACGAGCAGAAAGUGUCCCUGGUCGUCAUGCUGGUCUCUGAGCAGGAGAUGGAGAAGCAAAAGGUGGUCCGUUACUUCCCCACGGAACGAGGCCAACCCAUGGUCCACGGCCCCAUCAGCCUGGUCCUCACCAGCCUCAAGGCCACCCCAACGCACCUGGAGAGGAUGAUCACGCUGCAAUUCCGGGAUCAGAGCCUGAAGCGGACGGUUAUUCAUCUGCAGUUCUCCUCCUGGCCAGAGCUCGGCCUGCCGGACAGCAAAGGGAAUCUGCUCCGCUUUAUCCAGGAGGUGCACAGCCAUUACCUCCACCAGCGGCCCCUCCACACGCCCAUCGUGGUCCACUGCAGCUCCGGGGUGGGCCGCACGGGUGCCUUCUGCCUCUUGUACGCGGCCCUGCAGGAGGUGGAGGCCGGCAACAGCAUCCCGGACUUGGUUCAGCUGGUGAAGCGGAUCCGCCGGCAGAGGAAGCACAUGCUGCAGGAGAAGGUCCACCUCAAGUUCUGCUACGAGUCGGUCUUGAAGCAUGCCAAGCAGGUGCUGCAGAGGCAUGGGGUGACGGCCGCCUCCUCCAGCAAACCGGCCAGCAGCACUGCCCAGAAGUUGUACGUCCAGCAGGAUCCACAAGAUCUGGUGUUGGGGGGCGACAUCCCCAUCAGCUCCAUCCAGGCCACCAUUGCGAGACUCAGCAUCCGACCUCUCCCGGGUGGCGCUGAGCCUUCCCCCAACGGGCGACCGACAGAGCCCCCACCCUCAGCUUCCCUGGCCGAUGCCGCCCUACUCCCGGCCUCUGCUUCUGCAGCUCCGCUUGUCUUGACCGAGCCAGGCUGUGUGGCGAGCGCAGAGCCAACCCCGCCUUUCUCUCCCCCGGCCACGCCUGCCUCGGGAUUGCCCGAGACAGUGGGGCCUCCACCUCUGGACCACAGUGGCCCCAUGGAACAGGAGAGCAACGAGGGCAAGAUGGGGAGCCUGCCAGGCCGGCCAGGGGUAGAGCCCUCGGCCUCCGCACCGGCCCCGCCCUCCUCCUCCUCCCUGGAGCUCCUGGCCUCACUGACCCCGGAGGCCUUCACCCUGGACAGCUCCCUCAAGGGCAGGCACAAGGUGAGCAAGCAAAGCUUUCUCCAGCCCCAGAACGGGGAGGGCCUGCGAGGAGCUCUCCCCAGCGAUGACCCUCUCAGCAAGCUGGAUCCCCUCUGGACACUCAAUAAGACCUGAGUUGAGGAAGAGCGGCGAUACCAGGAAGACGCAGCAGCCACUGCCCCUCCCUCCUCCUGGGCCUUCCUCGUUUCAGGUGGGUACCUGGGGAGGACAGGCGGCGAUCAUGCAGACAGGCCACCUCAGGGUGCCUGUGCUGCCUGCAGCGCCCCUGGAGCACCCUUGCCGCGCUUACAGUUGGCCGAGACCCCGUUGUGAUGCCGGACACACGGAACAGUUUCCAGUUGCCUCUUUCAGUUGACUUUCCUUCCUGCCUCCUUUCAGCCAUAGACAGGGCUGCCAGCUGGGAGGAGGCCUGUUUUGGUUCGCCUCAAUGGCAGCACAGUUGGGGCAAGGCUGCUGCGCCCGUUGGCAUCUUUCUGCCUGUUCAGAAGGUUUCAGGGCUGCCCUUCUGCCCAAGGGGAGUGCAGGGGUUUCGGCCGCUCUGGUCAUCCUAUCCUCUUCGGCCCCCCUGCAGCCGUCUGCCAGAAGAGCUCCUGCCGUGCCCGGGCAGCCUGUGCUGCAGCCGAGGCUGCCUUCAGCCAUGGGCCUCCUAGUGAGUAAACCUGGGACGAGCCAUCGAAGGCUGGGCUGGUGCUGCCUUGCUGCUUGGCCCGUUCCCCACUUGCCCCCCCUUAUGGAAGUUGGUAGGACUUGAGACAGUGCAGUUGAUCCUGCCGAAUUGGGGUGGUCCCAAGCUAAUGGCUCCCAGGUGGGGAAGCAUUGGCUGAUGCCCUGUUGGAUAGAAUCAUGGGGUUUCUCCCCCAGGCUUCCUUAGACUUGCCAGUUUGGUUUUCCAGAGGCUCCAUUUUGGCCGCUCAGGAGUUGCCCCCCAGUUCUCCAGGAAGGCCCGGGCCCUUGCUCCAGGGCCACGGGGUCCCCCACUUGGGCCAGUUCGUCGGUUGCCCUCCAUUGGUGCUGCUGAGUGAUCCACUUGGGGUGGGGAACGGAGGCCCAUUUUAAGCUGGCAAUGGCUGUUGAAAAACUGGCGUGCCUGGUAGGCUGCAGAAGCCCUUGGCAGAAGGUGUGGCCCUGUGAGCAGAGAGGGUGGCACCGCAUGCCCAAGGGAGGGGCAGCGGGACAGCAGCCACGGGGAGCUGAAGAGGAGCAGCGGCAGCAGCGUGAAAGAAGAGCAGCAGGAGACUCUCGGCUUUGCGGCGAUGCCCGUUUGGGACAAGAGGCUGUUGGAGGACCACGCACAACAGAAAUGGCUGCUUUUGCCAGAAAGAGCAUUUUGAGCGGCGAAUUCUCGCUGUCAGCUUGCAUUUGCAGGAGGGGACAAUCUUGGAGCGCUUCUGGUUUAAUUUUUUUCCUUCUGUACAAAUGUAAUAUUCGCUUCCUGUUUAAAACUUCCUGUGUAACUUUUUCAGUUCUUUGCUACUAAGGUGAAUAAAUGGGGCAUUGGA
Messenger RNA from Python bivittatus (Burmese python), 6565 nucleotides. The record is from RefSeq and is a predicted model, not a curated record. NCBI's taxonomy places the organism in Eukaryota, Metazoa, Chordata, Lepidosauria, Squamata, Pythonidae.